Molecule: messenger RNA, 1373 nt
Organism: Erigeron canadensis
Lineage: Eukaryota; Viridiplantae; Streptophyta; Magnoliopsida; Asterales; Asteraceae
Product: probable polygalacturonase At3g15720
Exons: 9
Coding region: 1-1275 (424 amino acids)
Biological process (GO): carbohydrate metabolic process
Molecular function (GO): polygalacturonase activity
Source: RefSeq, a predicted model, not a curated record
AUGAUGGUUUUGCUAAUAGUGAGCUUUUGUAUUAUGUUCUUGCAGGUUCAUUCAAUCACCUUGGUUUUGGUCUGGCUAUCAUGCAUGCUCUCAUGUGCUUUAAGUUCUACUACUAAUUCAAGAGUCAGUCUUGCAUCAACCACCAUUUUCAACGUGAUGAAAUAUGGUGCUAGAGGAGAUGGAAGAACCGACGAUUCACAGGCUUUUACAAAUGCAUGGAAGGCGGCAUGCAAUUCACUACCAAAUGCUAAGAGUUUAUUAGUCAUACCGAAAGGGAGGACAUUCAUGUUGAAGCCUAUUACUUUUGGUGGUCCAUGCAAGCCUUCACGAAUCUUCGUUCAGGUAUCAGGAAACAUUGUUGGCCCAACCCAGAAAACGGACUGGCUUGGCCAUCACUAUGAUGUGUGGCUUUUAUUUGAAAGGGUGAAUGGUCUAACAGUGAGUGGAAGUGGACGAAUAGAUGGUCAAGGUCCCAUUUGGUGGAAAAAUGCCUGCAUUACGACUCACGUUCCAGGUACAACUUGUCAUGCACCAGUGGCCAUGCAAUUCAAAAGAUGCAAUAGCUUGCGACUCAAUGGUUUAACACAUGUAAACAGCCCACGUGUUCAUCUCACUUUUACUACUUGUAAUGGUGCCAUUGUAUCUAAUCUAAAAAUCAUAGCCCCUGAAACAAGCCCGAAUACCGAUGGCAUUAAUAUAGAGACCUCUACCAAUAUCAAUAUACGUGACUCAAUCAUUGCAACAGGAGACGACUGUAUUGCUAUUGGUGGAGGUUCAUCUAAUAUCAAAAUAAGUGGUAUCAUGUGCGGGCCAGGCCAUGGGAUAAGCAUUGGAGCCUUAGCAGGAACUGAUGUGGUGGAAAAUGUAGAUGUCCGCAACUGUACCAUGAGAAAAACCUUAACUGGAGUAAGGAUCAAAAGUUGGCAGGGAGCGUUUGGUCAUGCUAGGAAAAUCUCAUUUACAGGCAUCAAGUUUGAUGCAGUCAACAACCCGAUCAUAAUUGACCAAUACUAUUGUCCCAGUAUAAAGAGUUGUCCACUCUCUACAUUGGCUACGAAGUUGAGUGACAUCACUUUUAGAGGAAUAUCAGGGACGUCAAGCAUGGACAAUGUAAUAAAUCUAAGUUGCAGUAAAACUGUUGCAUGCACAAACAUUGUGUUGGAUAGCGUGUAUAUUAAGUCAGCAAUUCCGGGAAGAAAAGUUUAUGGAACCUGUAUCAACGCCCAUGGAAGAGCUAGCCAUGUUAAACCUUCUCUAAAUUGCCUAAAACCUUAGAGCAGUACUUAUACGGCUCAUUCAUGGUGUAGCCCCACAUUUCUUUUACCCUGAUAGCUGUUGAAUCAUAUUUAUGCUUACUUUACCCAUUUGUAAUA